Molecule: messenger RNA, 435 nt
Organism: Rotaria socialis
Lineage: Eukaryota; Metazoa; Rotifera; Eurotatoria; Philodinida; Philodinidae
Source: the annotation of a GenBank genome assembly
AUGCAUCGUUUUACUGACGUAGAAUCAACUCCCGAACGACUUCCAACAGUUUUUGGCUAUUUAUCGCAUCAACUAGUACCUCUUAAAAAAGCGCUCGAACCUAUAUUCCCACAGAUCGAUCAACUCAAUCGCUAUAGUAAAAUAGCUACAAACAAAUGCAAAUUUCCUUCAGAACAUGGACUUACUCGAGAUGAAUCAGCUGCUAUCUAUCUCUACACAAUGGAAUGGGGUGAGGAUACUUUCUAUCAAGUAAUUAACCGUUUACGACGUGCCGAAGAUCGAUCAAAACUUACACCGUGGUUUGGUUACCUUAAACUAUUUGAUACUGCUGUACAAAAAUUACCCACCAUUCGCGAGAAUCUUUGGCGUGGGAUUGCAACAGGCACAGCAAAGUGUGACGAACAUAGAGAGUGUCGUCUGUGCCCGCCGGCAUGA